Molecule: messenger RNA, 408 nt
Organism: Cotesia congregata
Lineage: Eukaryota; Metazoa; Arthropoda; Insecta; Hymenoptera; Braconidae
Source: the annotation of a GenBank genome assembly
AUGGAAACUCCAUCGGAUGUGGAUUGGGUGCAAUUACGAAUUGACAUGGGAAGUGUGGACGAAGAAGAUUUUAAAACAAAAUUUAAGCGUAAAAUUUUUGGCAAUCCUUUGGUGCCGAUAGUAGGAGCGGCAGCGACGUCAAUAGCUUUGAUAACUGGUCUAGCAUAUCUGAGGGUUGGAAACAGCGCGAUGCAGCAAAUUAUGAUGAGGUCUAGGGUAUCUGCUCAGGGUUUCACACCAACUGGUACUACUGAUGCUGGUGCUAGUGGUUGUAAAAGUGAUACUGGUGGAGGUGGAAGAGUUAGGACACGGGUAACUCUCUUAGAGAAGAGGUUACAGGCUCAUCACUGUGGGAAAUCGAGUGGCUGGUUGGUUGGUUGGUUGGUUGGUACCUGGUACGGAAAGUAG